This is a messenger RNA of Strongylocentrotus purpuratus (purple sea urchin), 660 nucleotides long. RefSeq lists its product as uncharacterized. The transcript has 3 exons. The coding region runs from base 1 to 426 and encodes 141 amino acids. The record is from RefSeq and is a predicted model, not a curated record. Lineage: Eukaryota; Metazoa; Echinodermata; Echinoidea; Camarodonta; Strongylocentrotidae.
AUGACCGCGAAAUGUAGACCAAGUGUUCCUGAGGAUAGAGCCAUACUUCCUCGUAUGCCAUCAGAAGACCACCAAAAGAACAUCCAGAUGGGUGCCACUUUGGCCGGCAUCACUACAAAACGAACAGAGGAUGAAAAGAAAGGCCCACUGCUCAACAACGAUUUUGACCCCGUGAAAAACCUCUUGAAGAUGCUGUCGAAGGAAAAGGGAGACCGAACUCUACACCAAGGAGCCGAAGGCGGUCAAGAAGGGAAACAAUUUCAACCGGAGUUUGCUCCGUUGCUAGGGAUGAUGGGCGUGCCCGCGUUGUCGCGCAAUUCGGAUCGCAUCAAUGCUAAGGACAUCAUGCUGAAUGCUGUCUUGAAGAACAAAUCGGCCGUGAAGAUGUUACCCAUGUUGAUGUCGCUCUUGAGAAAACCCUCAUGAGCUCAACGUCCUUCAGUCUGUGAAGGCCUUUAUUUCUUAAGGGUAGUUUCACACAUCAGCAGACACUAUAAAUAGGGGAAGAAAGGAGAAUUUCUCAUCAACUGUUACAAAUAAGGAACUUACACGUUUUUUGGCCACGCUUUCUCAACAGAACAAUAGUCUUGAUAUCAAAUGAUAACUAAUUUUUCUUCUUCUUCUUCUUCUUCUUCUUCUUCGUUAUCUCAUCCUCCUUGU